GCGAUUCGAGAUAUUGAUUUGUCGUGAACAAUUGCAGCUUACCGCGUCUGUGAGUAAUCACAAGAAAUUUUUGCGAAAAACUAUUGAUCUGAAGUUUUAAAUAAAUCUUGCUAGAUAUGUGAAUAUUUUUCAAACUUUUAAAAGAUAAUUCGUUCAAAAUCACAUUAGCAUGCAAAAAUGAUGCUUGCUAGGGUAUGUCGAAGUACCGUCUCAUCAAAUUUGGUCAGUCUACUAAAGGCUCCAAUUAAUUCGAAACCGUUUAUUCCGAGAAUUCAAUCUACCAGAUUAUUUGCUAACGAUGGACGAAGUGCAUUUGCAAGAUCGGCUCGUAGAUCAGCCACUAUUUCAGAGCAGGCAAUGGCUCCUGCAGGAGAAACAGCAUUCACUAUUGGGAAAGGAGUUGUUGCUGGUGGUGCUGUAAUAGGAAUAGGUUCACUGUGCUAUUAUGGUUUGGGUUUGUCACCAUCUAUGGGAGCUAUAGAUUAUGCAAAGUUAUGGCCCCAAUAUGUGAAAGAUAGAAUUAAGACUACAUACAUGUACCUCGGUGCUUCUAUAGUAAGCAGCACUGUAGCUGCAGCAGUAUGUUUACGUUCACCAACUAUGAUGAACUUGGUAAUGCGUCAAGGAUGGGUUGCCAUGUUAGUAACAUUAGCAUCUGUUUGGGGUAGUGGAAUAUUGUUACAGACUAUCCCAUACAAAGAAGGUUUUGGCGCAAAACAAAUAGCAUGGUUGAUACAUACUGGUACUGUUGGUGCAUUCCUUGCACCUUUGUACUUACUUGGGGGACCUUUGGUUCUUAGAGCUGCAUGGUAUACUGCUGGUGUAGUUGGUGGUUUAUCAGUAGUUGCAGUUUGUGCACCAAAUGAAAAGUUUCUGAACAUGGGAGGUCCAUUAGCGGUUGGUUUGGGUUUUGUAUUUGCAAGUAGUGUUGGAUCAAUGUUUUUACCACCUACAACAGCUCUUGGAUCUGGUUUGUAUUCAAUAUCUUUGUAUGGUGGUCUGGUGCUCUUCUCUAUGCUUCUUCUGUAUGAUACACAACGUAUCAUCAAACAAGCAGAAACAUAUCCAAUCCAUGAAUACCUAGCAAGGCCAUACGAUCCAAUUAAUAACGCGAUUUCUGUUUAUAUGGAUGCAGUGAAUAUCUUUGUAAGAAUCCUCACAAUGUUAGCAAGUGGAGGAAGUAAAAGACAAAAGUAAAAGAGUGGAUGUCUUUUUGAGUAGGUCAAUAAAAGAAUUAUGGAGUCUCAUACCAUGUUUGAAAAACGCCGUGAUUUAGUAUUAAACUUAGAAUAAACUUAAAAUUAUUUUGCAAUAAAUCAACUUUAUAUGUACAAUCUACUUCAUGUUAUAUUAUAAGAUGAUAUGUAAAUUAUUAGCUUAUUUAAAAUAAAGUAUAAAACAGAAAAA
This is a messenger RNA of Bombus terrestris (buff-tailed bumblebee), 1407 nucleotides long. Its product is annotated as growth hormone-inducible transmembrane protein. NCBI's taxonomy places the organism in Eukaryota, Metazoa, Arthropoda, Insecta, Hymenoptera, Apidae. The coding region runs from base 178 to 1197 and encodes 339 amino acids. The transcript is spliced from 5 exons. Gene Ontology annotation, cellular component: mitochondrial inner membrane. The record is from RefSeq and is a predicted model, not a curated record.